AUGUGGAUCGACAUGAAGAUUCGGACCCACGACUUCUGCACCGAAGGGUCAAAAGUAACCAGAGCACCAACAACACCCACAACGAAUGCAUUACCUGCACUGGAUAUACCGAGCACAUCUAUGCCUCUCGGCCACCUCCCCUGCGAGCUAUUCCUCCUCAUCGCCAACUUAUGCGACACCCAGUCCUUGGUCCGAUUGACACAAACAUGCAAAGCCUUCCACGGCAUUCUAGACGCCGAAAAGAUACAGCGCGGGCGGAACGAAGCCCUCCUCCCAGCGGACGUAUACAAAGAAAGCUAUUUUUACGAAGAGCACCAGAUCCCCGGCAUAGACCGUCCAAUCCGACUUGGCCUUGGCGCCACUCCAUUCGCCGUCAUCCCACCACUACCGUUAUCCCGUCGCGGAUUUAAUAAUGAAGGCCGGCUUGUGAGUGCGGUCCAAAGGGGGAAAAUCCACGGCGUCAAAGCCCUUCUGGAUAUGGGGGCGAAUCCCAAUUCAUACGACUGCAGCGGCGUAUGGAUUCUUCAUACCGCGUGUCAUAAGCAGGAUAUGGAGAUGGUGAACCUGCUUCUGAGGUACGGAGCCGAUCCCUGUCUGAAAGACAUCACGAAACCGCAAGUGGCGCUGGAACAUGCGGCGUGGGAUGAUAAGAUAACACAGCGGUUGAUAAUGGCCGGCACGGAUUUGAGUGCACCGCGUGAUAUUGCGAGCAUCGUCGUUCGGAACAGUAUUGAGACGAUUACGAUGGCACUAGAAAAGUGGAGGGAUGUGAAGGCGGCUCGCGCGGACAGGCCCUCUCUGGUGCAAAGCGCCGUUUUGCGCGGAGACGAAGAUGUCUUGCGGGUGAUUCUUGCUCAGCCCGAAUCCAGGGAUAUGCUGAAUGACAUUUCUGUUUUUUACGGGACGGCUCUUCAUGUGGCGCUCAAGAACAAGAAAGAGAAUCUAGCGUUGAUUUUGAUAGCGGCAGGGAUCGAUGUCGAUAGCAAGGGUCCUGAUGGGAUUACAGGUCUCCAUGUGGCAUUGCAGCAUCAGUGUUUCGAUGUGGCUCGUGGUUUGAUUGAAGGUGGAUGUGCUUUGGAUUGCCUUACUUUGGAUGGUCAAACUGAGCUUCACUUUGCUGUUAGGGUGAGGUCGGCGGAGAUGGUUCGUUUGCUGCUUAGCAAGGGGGUUGACGUCGAUUUGGCAGGACCACAUGAAAGGACUGCAAUAUAUCGUGCGAUUCAGGCGGCGCAUGUAGAUAUCAUUCGUGCAAUUCUCACGGAGGGGCAUCAUCGGCCGGAUCUGACUGUCAAGGACCACCGGGGGAGGACACCGCUUGAGUUGGCUGAACUUCUGGGCAAUGAAGAGGCGGUGCGUAUGUUAGUCGAAUAUUGA
Molecule: messenger RNA, 1374 nt
Organism: Penicillium verhagenii
Lineage: Eukaryota; Fungi; Ascomycota; Eurotiomycetes; Eurotiales; Aspergillaceae
Product: F-box domain and ankyrin repeat protein
Exons: 1
Coding region: 1-1374 (457 amino acids)
Molecular function (GO): protein binding
Source: RefSeq, a predicted model, not a curated record